Molecule: messenger RNA, 336 nt
Organism: Fraxinus pennsylvanica
Lineage: Eukaryota; Viridiplantae; Streptophyta; Magnoliopsida; Lamiales; Oleaceae
Source: the annotation of a GenBank genome assembly
AUGUUCACUUCAGUUGCUCACUGGGAUCGGGAAUACAUUUGUGCAGGUUCAUCAUGGUGGUGCUGGAACUACAGCGGCAGGACUAAAAGCUUGGUUUUUCUGGGAGAGAGAAUUCAUCAGAGAGGGCUGGGACCUACUCUGAUUCGUAUAUCUCAGUUCAGUGUUGAAGCUCUUUCAGAAGCAAUAAGGUUCAUGCUCCAGCCAGAGGUGAAAUCUCGAGCAACGGAAAUAGCAGCGUUAAUCGAGAAUGAGGAUGGUGUAGGAGCUGCAGUCAAUGCAUUCCGCCAGCAUCUACCUCCCAAGAUUAUGAGACAGAAUAUAGUUCCUAUUACUUGA